This is a messenger RNA of Lathyrus sativus (Indian pea), 2703 nucleotides long. Lineage: Eukaryota; Viridiplantae; Streptophyta; Magnoliopsida; Fabales; Fabaceae. The record is from the annotation of a GenBank genome assembly.
AUGGGUGCUACUCUUCCUCCCAAAGAGGCUAACCUCUUCAAACUCAUUGUGAAAUCCUAUGAAACCAAACAAUACAAAAAGGGUCUCAAAGCAGCCGAUGCCAUUUUGAAAAAAUAUCCAGAUCAUGGAGAAACUUUAUCGAUGAAGGGUUUGACAUUAAAUUGCAUGGAUCGUAAAUCUGAAGCAUAUGAACUGGUUCGCCAAGGAUUGAAGAAUGACCUUAAGAGUCAUGUUUGCUGGCAUGUUUAUGGUCUUCUCUAUCGGUCGGACAGAGAAUACAGGGAAGCAAUCAAGUGCUAUCGAAAUGCACUAAGGAUAGAUCCUGACAAUAUUGAAAUCUUACGCGACCUAUCUCUCUUACAGGCUCAAAUGCGAGAUUUAGCUGGUUUUGUUGAGACGAGGCAACAACUUCUGACUCUCAAGUCAAAUCAUCGCAUGAACUGGAUUGGCUUUGCUGUUUCACAUCAUUUGAACUCUAAUGCAUCAAAGGCUAUUGAAAUUCUGGAAGCAUAUGAAGGGACAUUAGAAGAUGAUUAUCCUCCAGAAAAUGAACGGAUUGAGCAUGGCGAAAUGCUUUUAUAUAAGGUCUCAUUGUUAGAGGAAUGUGGAUUUUUUGAGAGAGCUUUUGAGGAAUUGCAGAAGAAGGAGUCAAAAAUUAUUGAUAAGCUUGGAUAUAAAGAACAAGAGGUUUCACUGUUAGUCAAGCUUGGUCGCUUAGAAGAAGCCGAGAAAUUGUACCAGACACUGCUUUCCAUGAAUCCGGACAAUUAUAGAUAUUAUGAAGGCCUUCAACAAUGUGUAGGAUUAUAUUCAGCAAAUGGCCAUUUUUCUCCUGAUGAAAUAGAUCGGUUAGAUGCCUUGUACAAAACACUUGGGCAGCAAUUUAAGUGGUCAUCUGCUGUUAAGAGAAUACCACUAGAUUUUCUUCAAGGUGAUAGGUUUCGAGAAGCAGCAGAUAGUUAUAUUAGACCUCUUCUAACUAAGGGAGUUCCAUCUUUAUUCUCGGAUCUUUCUUCAUUAUACAGUCACCCUGGGAAGGCAGACAUUUUGGAACAACUUAUUCUUGAGUUAGAGAAUUCUAUUAGGCUGACUGGACAAUACCCUGGGAGAGUGGAAAAAGAGCCACCAUCAACUUUUAUGUGGACUUUGUUCUUGUUGGCUCAGCAUUAUGACAGGCGGGGUCAAUAUGAAAUCGCACUUUCUAAAAUUAAUGAGGCUAUAGAACAUACACCUACUGUCAUUGAUCUAUACUCUGCAAAGAGUCGGAUACUGAAGCAUGCUGGUGAUUUGGCUGCUGCUGCUGCAUUGGCAGAUGAAGCUAGGUGUAUGGAUCUCGGCGAUCGUUAUGUUAAUAGUGAUUGUGUGAAGCGCAUGCUGCAGGCUGAUCAGAUGGUUUUGGCAGAAAAAACUGCCGUGCUAUUCACAAAAGAUGGGGAUCAACACAACAACCUCCAUGACAUGCAGUGCAUGUGGUACGAGCUUGCCUCUGCUGAAAGCUACUUCCGCCAAGGGGAUCUUGGACUGUCUCUCAAAAAAUUCUUAGCAGUGGAGAAGCAUUAUGCAGAUAUUACUGAAGACCAAUUUGAUUUUCAUUCAUACUGCUUAAGGAAAAUGACAUUGCGUACGUAUGUGGAAAUGCUUCAAUUUCAAGACAGAUUGCAUUCACAUGCAUAUUUUCGUAAAGCGGCUGCUGGAGCUAUCAGAUGUUAUAUAAAAUUGCACGACUCUCCUCCAAAGUCAACUGAUGAGGAGGAUAGUGAAAUGUCUAAGUUGCUUCCUGCUCAGAAAAAGAAACUGAGGCAAAAACAGAGAAAGGCAGAAGCAAGAGCAAAAAAAGAAGCAGAAGAGAAAAAUGAAGACUCAAGUGCUAGUGGGAUAUCAAAGUCGGGGAAACGUCAUACAAAACCUGUAGAUCCUGAUCCUCGUGGUGAAAAGUUGUUGCAGGUUGAAGAUCCAUUGUUGGAAGCCACAAAAUACUUGAAAUUGCUGCAGAAGAAUUCACCUGAUUCUUUGGAGACACACUUGCUCUCCUUUGAAUUAUACAUGAGAAAACAGAAGAUUUUGCUAGCCUUCCAGGCUGUAAAGCAAUUACUGAGGUUGGAUGCUGAACACCCUGAUUCUCAUCGUUGCUUGAUUAAAUUCUUCCAUAAAGUGGGUUCCAUGAAUACUCCCGUGACUGAUGGUGAGAAACUCGUUUGGAGUGUUUUAGAAGCUGAGCGCCAAACUAUAAGUCAGCUGCAUGGAAAAUCUUUGCUUGAGGCAAAUAAUCUUUUCCUUGAAAAACAUGAAGGUUCUUUGAUGCAUAGAGCUGCUGUUGGUGAAAUGGUGUACAUUUUAGAUCCCAAUAGAAGAUCUGAGGCUGUCAAGUUGAUUGAAGGGUCAACAAAUAACCUUGUGUCAAGAAAUGGCGCACUUGGACCAAUCCCAGAAUGGAGACUUAAAGACUGUAUUGCAGUUCAUAAACUUCUUGGAUCAGUUCUUGAGGAUCAGGAUGCUGCAUUGAGAUGGAAAGUGCGCUGUGCCGAGUUUUUCCCAUACUCCACAUACUUUGAGGGUAGUCAAAGCUCUGCCACACCCAACUCUGCUCUCAGUCAAAUAUGCAAGACUGCCGUAAAUGGCACUUCUAGCCAUUCACUGGGCGAUCACGUGGAACAUGUUGCAUCAAACGGCAAACUUGACACAUUUAAAGAUCUCACUAUCUGA